This is a messenger RNA of Seriola dumerili (greater amberjack), 4739 nucleotides long. Its product is annotated as transmembrane protein 150A-like. Bases 415 to 1242 code for a protein of 275 amino acids. The transcript is spliced from 8 exons. The record is from RefSeq and is a predicted model, not a curated record. Lineage: Eukaryota; Metazoa; Chordata; Actinopteri; Carangiformes; Carangidae.
UGCAACGAGACUGACUGCAUGUGAGAGCAAGCCUCCCCACACGCCGAUGCAAGUAGAAAACGGCUACCGGGACCUCGGCACAGAGAAGAUAGGGACUGAUAAAGAAAUUGAAAGGCUGCUCCGUGUCCCGGGAGUCCAGUGUGGAGUAGUUUUGGGGUUCCAGAGGUGUGGAGGACAGGUCGGCGUGCUCAAAAUUUCCCAAAAAACUGCCAAAACUUGGAAGCUAACACAGAGACACAAGCCAAAAGGACACAUCUGUCCCGACGGUGUCCCAUCUACCACUCUCCAUCUUCAACAACAUGAAUCAAUGCAGAUGUCAGUCACACUCAGUUAAAUGUUAGUACUACUUGAGCAGAUAUCGCUCGGCUGGCCGAAGAGGAAAAAAAAGAAAGAGACUGUUCAAGGUGCUGAAGGAUGUCUCUCUGGAUGAUACUGCCUGUUAGCCUCCCAGCUCUGACCAUCACUGGGAUAUGGGUUGUGUACGCCAUGGCCCUGUACAACCAGCAUGUCUGCCCUGUGGAUAACUGGUUGUACAACCAGUCAUGUGAAGAGGAGCUUUAUUUGCAGAGUGGGCCAACCUUGUGCUGCACACUAGACAAUGUACCUCUCAUCAGUAAAUGUGGGACUCUUCCCCCUGAGAGCUGCUUCUUCAGCCUUAUCUGCAGCACAGGCUCAUUCAUGGUUAUGGUGAUUGUGCUGCUCCGAUAUGCCCACGUGAUUGAGAAGCACCAAAACUGUGUUCUCAACACGGCGAGUCUCUCCACAGGCUGGAUCUGUGCUGCUGGACUCAUCAUGGUGGGCAACUUCCAGGUGGAUAAUGCCAAAGUUCUCCACUAUGUCGGAGCGGGCAUCGCCUUCCCCACUAGUAUGCUGUUUGUGUGCCUGCAGUCAGCGCUGACUUACCGACUGGCCAAGACCCAGGGGGAGUACAACGUGGCCCACCUCCGGCUCUGCAUGACCCUGCUGGCCUUUGUAGCCUUGGUGCUCAGUGGUGUGUUUUUCUGUCAGGAGAGCUUUGUCCUUCAACAUGCGUCGGCCAUCUUUGAAUGGGUGUUCUGCGUCAUCAUCAUGCUGUUUUACGGGACAUUCGCCUUUGAGUUUGCCAGCAUGUCAGGAGAUACCAUGGUGGUGCUGGCAAGAGGAGGGACCCUGGGACCUGCUGGGAGAGAACACAAGGUGGACGCACUGGGAGCACACUCACAGCCUCAUCCACACCAGCCUGAAAACAUGUCCAUACUGUAGCCCGUCGGCACAUCCUGAUGCCACGCAGGUGGCUUGUUUAUUCCUUUCAAACUCCGGUUGUAGAAUGAGUUUAAUUAUUCAUUUCCAGCCACACUCCUCUGAAGCUUUGAAAUGAACCAGGCCAGUGCAGCAGCCGUUCAUGGCAGAGUGGAUUCUACUGUUUCAGCCCCAGGGGCGUAGAUCUGCCACCACAGUGGAGAGCUCAGCUUGUAUUGAGCUUUGUGUCUCUAAAGAACUUUGCGUUUUGCACGUUGCACAAAAGUGCGAAACCAAAUUUUCUCCCAACUCUGUCCUGUCCUCAGUGACCAGCAGAGGACGGACUAUUUUGUUAAUCAGAUCAAGAAAAUGUGCUGUUCCGACCGAGAUCCUGUAACCUGUCUCAAUAAGUGGCCUUGGACCAUUUCCACUUCAGGUGACUGCCGUGAUGCUUUCAUUGUAAAGCAGUGAAGGCUGCUGGACGGCCUGGCUGACAGUAUUACAGUAGUGAGACAGAGGGAGAGAGAAGAUGGUGUUGCGGUGUUGCGGUGGAACAUCAGACUUAAGGGUUGUUUUCUCACAAGAGAACGGAUGAAUGCAAUAAAUUCAAAGAAGCAGUCAAAUAGAAGAGUAAAUGUUUCAGUCAGUACGUGAGAUAGAACAGGCAUUUUGCAAUCAUUUAAACCUACAUUGAGCAAUAUUUUUGAUAUUAACAAAUUGUAAUGUCAAAGAGUCAUUCAUAGGACUGAAACCCCUGAGAAUUAACAUCCUACUCCACAUAGAUUUUAGUUGCUUUUAGCUGACAGAAAGUCGACCAUUUGGCAAGCAGAAGACCAAGAUACUUUUCUCAGGAGCUGGUUAACCAAGGCUAAAAGGAAAGUGAAUAUUCGACUCUAUUUUUCAGGUGGUCAACAGGAUAAUGUUGCUCUGUGUCUGCUGGAUGUGUAAGUGGUUACAGGAGUUAAACAUAACAACUUCUGUCAGUUUGUCUUGUGGUCAAAAAUCACUUCAAACAGCUUUAAAAUACGCACACUGACAACGCCACAUAUGCAAACCAUUUAAAGUACAAAUUUUAUAGUAUCCAUGGCACCCACAUCCAGCACACAUUGUCUUUUUGUGUGUGUGGAUGCUUUGGAUGAUGCACCAUAUCAUUAUUUUAACUACACACAGAACAUACAAUAAAUGUGGUGCCUCAUAAACUUUAUCACUGCGUCUUAUUGUUAGGAUCAAUACACUAUAUCAACCUUAAACCUCAAAUAGUAUAUGAUUCAACUUCCUCUCUGUAGAGUUCUGCCAAAGAAUAAAAAAGAGAGAUGACACAUUGUCCAGAGGCCAAAUACGUACCAGCUAAUUCAACCCAGAGCACUGGGUUUAUUGAGUUUAGUGACGAGGCAUCACACGUGUUUUCAGGUCCUAUCGUCAGAGGUCUGCAUCUCAUUAUUCCCCAACAAGGAGGGGCAGGACAUGAUCUUAUUGCUUUACCUUCGUAUUUUUUCUUUGAAUCUCAGGAUUCUCCACAGCAUGUCCAGCUGCUGCAGCCGGACAAAAAGAAAAGGAAUGAUUUGUUAUGUAAGACAUAACUGAGAUGAACUGUCCUGCCUCUGUGUUACUGUACAGGAGUACAUGCCAAGUAUCAGUCUGCCUGUGGCAUCAGUGCUAAAACACAAAAGGCCUUAUCUUGUCAUCUUUCCCUGAGUUUAGCUGUGAUUAUGAUAAAUGGAAGCAAUAAGAUGGAGACACAGGGUCAGUUUGUGGAGGAGCAUGGACAGAAGGUUGCAUGAACAGCUGCGAGUGCCAGGAAUACCAAAGCAGAUAUUUGGCACUACUGAUUCAUUGAGUGAAAAAUGCUCCCUGCUAGAACCUAAACUGACUUGAUAUUUUGACAUCUGUCAGAGCAGUAUGGCUUCAUGGUUUGGUAUCUCUGACAUUCUUUGACUUCCUCUUUCUCUGACAUUCUGUGCUGGGUUGUAACACAUUUAAUGUUUAUAUUUUUGAUUUGCAACAGCUCAGUGUAAUAUUAACACAGUUUUUUUUUUAUUUCUGGUGGGAAAAUCAGAGCAAGCGGAUGGUUUACAGUAGUAAUAGUCUCGUUAGUUGGCCUUCACACCAUGAAAAUAUCACUUUCUCAUACCACAACUGGCCACAUGUUGGGCAGUGGUUUUGUUAGUGCCAGUAUUUUGAGUGCAAGCACUCUAAAAAGAGCUCAUUCUUCACACAUAGUUUCACAAUCUGUCACAGAAGGACUGAAAUGUAGUAAUUCACUCUCAGACUGAAUGUAUGAUUGAACUGGAAAAGCUGGUGCAUGCUGCUCUGUGGAAUGAGCUGGAAGGUCGACACAGCACCAGCUGCACCACUGAUCACCUGCUUCUCUCUGCUGGUCAAACUGCUCAUUGCAUGUGAGUUUGUGUUGGGAUCAGAGCUGUAAUGUUGUAGUUCAGCUCACAGGAGGUCUUGUUUUCUACUUGAAAAAUUAAACAUUUUUGUAUCCACAGACGGGAAUUAAUUCAGUUGGCUACAGGUUUAGGUCAAAUCUGCUUCUUUUUUUUUUAUUCUGCAUUUACUAAGAACAUGGGACUGCUGUAGUAGCAAGUAAUGAUGAGCACUUGAACUCCAGCUUGCGGUUCUGGCUUUAGUGCAGCUGUGUUCUUCAGAUUGUUCUACCUGGCAUCACUGUCUGCCUGGCUGUGUGACCGUACACUUCUUUUACAAUAUGCAUUCUUCUAACAAAUCACAGGAUUUGAUGUAUUUUUAAAUGUUAAUCCAAAUGAUGGUGCUGCUCAUGCUGCUCAUUGACUAAAAGUUUUGAAUUUACUUUACAGUUUAUGCAUCUUAGAAAUCUAUGCAUAAUGUUCCUGUUCAACACUACAAACCACAAUUUAAAACAUUUCUCUUAAGUCGCCUGCUUGGCCUCAUUUGCAUUUAAUUUCUGUCCUCUUUUUCCUCGUUUACUGAUCUGUCUGAUCUUUGCACUCAGGAAAAUGUUACAACACCAGCUGCGUUGUUUGAUUCAAAGCAGAAUGAACUGUUUGCUUCUGCCUUCUGUUGUCUUUGUUUCAAUGGAAUUCGUUUUAUGUUCAUGAGGAUUUGUCGUGUAUAUUUGUUUUAUGUAGUGUAGGCGCAACUGCUAUCUCACAGUUGCAGUACUGAUGGUUAGCCCUGAUAUAAUAGAUUAUUUUUGUUAAUCAAGACUCUGUAAAGCUUAAAUAUAAACAUUCCGGUAUAGUUAGCUUGUGAGAAUGCUUAUGCUGCUCACGGAAAAUGUGGUUAAAUAUCUGCAAGAAGAAACUAGUUUACUCAUGCAGUCAGUAGAUGAUUGGUGAGAGCAUUCUGAUAAACUAACUAGCAUCUCCUCACAAAAAUCUGUUACUGGAUACCCAAUCCUCUGUUAAAAUGCAAAAUGCUCCCUAUGUGCCUUAUGUAUAAUUUUGAUAAUGAAAACCAAAGAGGUUUAGGUUGUAAAUUCUAUUUUGAUGAAAAGUCAUAUGAUUGUAUACAUAUGCCUUAAUGUUCAAAAAAAUAAA